AUGCGUUAUAUCAAUGGAUUAUUGAUGUUAAGACUGAUAACAGUAUGUACAAUUAUAUUCAUAGUGAAUGAUCUGGAUGUAAUAUAUGAUUUGAUCUGGUUAUCGAUUGAUUCAAUAAAUGCGAAAUUUUCCUAUGAAAGCAUUAUAUCGAAGAACAAUGUAUCGCUACUGGCCUGGAAAGAUGUGGAUAUAUUCUCACCACCAAAACUCAAUGAUACGAUAGCCGAAGUGUUACGACUUAACGAAUUAUUAGCUCAUAAACAAUACAAAUGUGAGGAAGGUAUCACUGUUGGUGACAGUAAAGGAGCUUUUACGAUUUGUACAGAUGGAAGAUUGAACAAGACAAUACGCAAUGCUUUGUUCAUUAGUGAACGAUGGACAUUUUUUGUUCCUGAAGGAUUCAAAGCACUUGACAAUUUAGGAAACGUCGAUGCGGAAAUGCAUUAUCUUUUCGAUCUAAACGAUAAUGGUAUUUGGGAUUUCGAUGAUAUAUUUGGUGAAUUAUUACAUAGGCAAUUUGAUAUCGCAUUUGUCAACUUUUAUACACCCAUUCAGAAUGGAGAAUUGAGAAUGACACGACUGCAAAAACUUCGUGAUGCACCGAAGCUAAUGGAACAAGUUUUGAAGGUUUUGCAAUCAGACCAGCUACACCUGACCAUCGAAAUUGGAAAAAAUAUGGAAAAUUUGUUAUAUGAUUGGUAUUUAUUAUUAUAUCAGAUGUACUUCAAAUAUCAUUAUGCCCUUAUUGGAGCCGAAACAAAUUCUGCCUGUGAUCGAGCGACUCAUAAUUGCUAUUAUCGACUCAGUUUCAUAAAAAAGGAGCAUCAUCAAGUGGAUUUGCCUAUUUUUGGCUUUGGUUCGCCAAUGGAAGAAAAGAAGCGACUUAUGAAGUAUCUGACAACAUUUAGAAAGGAAAAUAUGGAAUGUAAUAAAGUGUCGGAGAUUAAAAAUGGCAUACCUUUGCUAUGUAAACUAAAUGUAACGGAAAAAUGUACUAUAGUGUAUGUGAGUUAUCGUGGAUUUGAAGUAAUGGAGAAUUUCGAGCAUUUUCUUCCUUGUAAAGUGCAUUUUUUCUCACCAGUAGAGUCAAAUAAAAGAUUGAUUUCAACUCAAAAUGUAUAUCCUUAUGGCAUUUCACCAUAUUUUUCAAAAAUUGUACAGUUCCUGAUGGCAGUGAUAAUAAUGCAUGGCUUUUGA
This is a messenger RNA of Brugia pahangi, 1197 nucleotides long. The record is from the annotation of a GenBank genome assembly. Lineage: Eukaryota; Metazoa; Nematoda; Chromadorea; Rhabditida; Onchocercidae.